AAGGUGGUGAUGGUGAUGGCGGUGAUGGUGGUGGCGGUCUGGGCGUCAGUUCACUGCGUCAGUAGCGGCGAGUCACCUGCCGUGCACGUGCCUUGUGUGUCCCCUCGCGUGCGGGUCUGUGAGCGUGGUGAGCCUACUUAUAUAUCAAUACGAGAAUAAGUAAAUAAGUAAGGUGUAUAUACAAACUCUAAACAGAAACAAGAAUAAAAAAAAAAAAAAACUACAAUAACAACUGGAAACGAAGAAGAAUGGAAUAAAAUAAAGGAAGGAAAAGAAGGAAAGGAAAAAAAAAAUACGUAAAACUUGAAAAAAAAGGGAAACUGAAACGAAAAGAAAGAAAAUAAAAUCAAUAGAAGAAAAGAAAACUGAGAAAAAAAAAGAAAGGAAAAGAAGAAAAAAAGGAAAAACAUACAAGUGAAGAAGAAAGAAAGAAAAAAAAAAAGAAAAUAUGCAGAAGUGAAACUAACCACAAAGCAAAACUAAACAAAGAAAAGAUGAAUGAAUGAAUAAAUAAAGCAAAACGAAACAACGGGAAGAAAAUAGAAAAGAGAAAAAGAAAAGAAAAGAAAAAACAAACACAAAUAAAAACAAAACACAAACAAACAGAGUGUAAUUGAAACUUUCCCACCACUCAUUGUUUCAUCUGUGUGAGUGAGUGAGUGUGUGAGUGAGUGAGUGAGUGAGUGAAGGAAGGAAGGAAGGAAGGGGGGCCGGUGAGAGGAGCGGUCCUAUACACCUUUUGAUUAGCUUCCUAACCUGCGCCGUGUUUACCUGAGUCGCAAACAUGGUGUACAGGUGUGAGGAGGUGCUGCUCUCUUACAACAAGUUCAACGAGACCAAGGACCAGUGGGACAGCAUCGCGGGCCACACCCAGAAGGGCAUCGGCUUUCUGGAGCAGUAUGGCCACUUCGUCAAGGAGCGAUGCCAGAUUGAACUCGACUACGCUAGAGGGCUCAGGAGACUGGUCAAAACAUACCUGCCGAAGAAGAAGGAAUGCGAGGACCUACAGUUUACGAGUGUGAAGGCGUUCCGGGAUGCUGUGAGUGAGACGGCAGACCUGGCGGGGCAACAUGAGGUGAUCUCGGAGAACCUUACCACAGUGGUGCUGGCAGAGAUAGCCUCCCUCAUCAAGGAGAUGAAGGAAGACAGGAAAAAGCACCUCGCGGACGGUGGACGUGUGCAGCAGCAGCUGAGUCAGUCAUUGCAGCAGCUGGAGAAGUCAAAGAAGAACUACGAAAAGGCAUUCAGGGAAGCAGAGAAGGCACAGGAGAACUAUCUGAAGGCGGAUGCUGACCUCCACUUGUCCCGAGCAGAGGUUGAGAAGCAGCGGAUGAAUGCCAGCAUCAAGAGUCAGCAGUGUGAGGACAGCAAGAAUGAGUAUGCCAACCAGUUGCAGAAGACCAACCAGCUGCAAGGAGACCACUACAACACUGUCAUGCCGGGCAUCUUCCAAGGCCUCCAGGAUUUGGAUGAGAAAAGAAUCAAUAACUUCAAGAACCUUCUGAAGAAGAGUGUUGACAUUGAGCGUGCAGUCUUCCCCAUCAUCAACAAGUGCCUUGAUGGAAUAGUGUCGGCUGCUGACUCUAUAGAUGAGAAAUUUGACUCACAAGUGGUCAUAGAACGAUACAAAUCAGGCUUCACUCCCCCGGGCGACAUCCCAUUCGAUGACCUGAGCACUCCAAGACAGAAUGGCGACUCAACACCUGCAUCCCACCCUCCCAUCAGGCAGGACACCAUCAAGGGCACCAUAUCAGCAUCCAAGCUCAAGAAGCGUGGUGGCAUCUUUGGGAUCUUUGGCUCAAAUAAGAUCGAGGCCAUAUAUAGUCUAUUUAAGCUCCACAAGAUUCUGGAGGACUUCAGUGACCUGCCACCCAACCAGCGGAAGAAGAGGAUUCAACAACGGAUUGAUGAUGUCACCACCAAACUCCACCAGGAAACAGCUGCCAAGGAUGGGCUGCUGAAGAUGAAGGAGGUGUAUGAGGGAAAUCCUUCUCUGGGAGACCCCAUGAGCAUAACAGGACAGCUCAGCGACUCGUGCCAAAGGAUUGAAAAACUGCGAAACGAGCUGCAGCGUUACCAGACCAUGUUAGACGAUGUGGAUGGAGACGGAAUAGGUGGUGGAGGUGCUGCAUCAGGUGGCCCUUCAACCCCCAAUGCCUCCCUUGCCCGGCACCACAGCAACGUCAUGUCCCUGCACCACCACCACAACGGAGGCGCCUCCCCAAGGUCCUCUGUCACUUCCCAUCGUACCUCCCUCAGCGACGAGUCCCUCUCCCGGUCAGCCUCUGAUUCCUCCGUCUGCACCAACCCCCCUUCCAACAACACCACCUCCACAACCACCACCACCACCACCUCCACAGCCACCAACUCCCUCCUUCAUGGUCGGGCCACCACCACCACAACCACCACCACCACCUCCUCCUCCACUACCACCAACUCAUGUGGGGAGGGUGGCAGGUCUGCCCAUCCUGACCCCCUACCCUCUCAGGGCUCGUCUCAUAGCCCGGAGAGCGGCAUCGGCCUCAGUCACAACUCGCUGCCCGGCUCCGACACCUACGACCAGCCAGACACGGGGGAGGACGAGAACGGGGAAUUCUACGACACUGAGCCACUGCCCAUCAUUGGCACCUGUCGAGCCAUCUACAUCUUUGAAGGCACCAGCGAGGGCAGCAUGAGCAUGACAGAGGGAGAGGAACUGAAUGUGAUAGAGUUGGACCAGGGUGAUGGCUGGACCAGAGUCAGAAGGAUGUCUGAGUUUGAGGAAGGAUUCGUACCUACAUCAUAUAUUGAAAUGUCACUCUACAAUAACUGUUAAACAUUCCUGCUCCUUAGGACUACAGUUGGUAACAUUAAUGGCAGGCUGUCAAGCAUUUUGCUAAAGAAUUGGGGAAAGAAAAUUUUAAUUAAGAUUUAUCAUGCCAAGAGGUUUAACAGGAACCAGGAAUGACCUGUCAUAAUAAUGAAAAACUAACAUAAUAAUCGUUCUUGGAAGUCAAGGAGCUUGGUAAUAGUGCAUAUAAGUAUUGUGCAUUGUGGCACUGCAUGCCCAUCUGUCAGUGAUGUGUGUUCAGGCCAUCCCAAGUCAUCGCUUGCAAGAAGGAACACCCUAUAGUGCUCAAUACGACAGGAUCCCUCCAUCAGUGUUGUCAGGAAGACAUCAUUUGUAGUAGCAGUCCUCUUGCCUCUCUGAACUUCAAGUACCCACGUACAGGUGUGUGCAGGGAUGAUGACUCCAUUUCUAGGAAAAAUUAUUGGACAUGAAUGUUUAGCAUAGGUUGAUUUUGUUUCCUUUUUUCUGAGUAUGGACUCCCAAGGAAAGUACCAUACCUUAUUUUCUUUUAUUUGAACCAUAAUGUAAGAGUGGAAUAUGUUAUUUUUUAGUAAUGUUCAUUUCUCACAGUCAUCGCUUGAGGAAGGGAAGUGGAGGGUGCAGUGUGGCAACAGUGGCAUGUGUUGUCCUCUGUCUUGGCCCGCCUGUCAGCAUUGUGCCAUUGCAACACCAGAAAUCCAAUCUAAUGAAUAUCUGUUGUACAUAAUAUUCAUGAUAUAUUUGGCAUUUAGCUUUGGCACACUUCGUUAUCUUCACUUUUUCCCCCAAAGGCUUUCUUGUUCUGUAUUGUCCUUGUGUCUGCCUGUGCACACGACUGAUACAAGAGAGCAGCAACCACAGCAUGCAGAGGUGAGCCUGUGUCUGCAGUGCCCCUCCACCACAGCACAGGCCAAACUACUGGUAUAUUUUUACCUGAAUAUGGUUCAUGCUUACUGGCAGUACAGGAAGAACACUACUAUGCUGUGCUGGCAUCAGCACACCAUGUACUACAUUACACUGCUUUUUUUUUUCUAUCUUUUCUUUUCUCUCCUUCCUUAAUACUUAAACAAUUAUUUAAAGUUCAAGCAGGGUGAUGUAUGAUGUAGUCCAUGGAAAUAUUUUAAAUAUUCACAUUUUUUCCAAAGUUUGCCAGUCUGCAAGCGUAUUGCAUUUAAUAGGAAGAAGUUCAUCUUAUCUUUCAUUGAUUUUCUUUUAAGAAAAUGCCUUAUGCAGUGUAAAAACAUUUCUAAAGAAACCUCAUGUUUACAAUGCUGAUAAUAAUUACACCUGCACUAGUGUGUGUGUGUGUGUGUGUGUGUGUGUAUGAGUCAACAUAUAUAAGUGCACAAAUAUGGCACUGUGCAUGUACUUGUACAUUGUGUGUGUGUGUGUGUGUGUGUGUGUGUGUGUGUGUGUGUGUGUGUGUGUGUGUGUGUGUAUUUGUGUGCAUAGGGAAUAUUGGAAAUGAAUUAUAAUCUUAAUUUUCUGUGUACUGUAUUGAAUAAUGUUUAUGAAGCUGCAUUUUUAUGUCUGGCUGUGCAUUUGUGAAUCAAUUUCAGAGAGAGAGAGAGAGAGAGAGAAAGGUACACCGUCAUUUUCUUGGAAUUAUGAAUGAUGUCUGACCAAAUGUCACAAAGUUAUAUUAUGAUUUUAUUGUAGACCUGUAUAGUGUUUUUACUGCAUUGUCUGGGCCUCACAUGCUCAGGCAUCUGCUGGCUUGUGAAUAGCAGGGCUGGAUCAUUGUGCACUUCUGUGAAGUGUAAUAAUAUUCAAAGGGUAAUAUCUCUUACCUAUAUGUAGCAAAGCUGAUAAUGCUCUUUGGGGUUUCCUUUUUAUAUUGUCUCUGAGUGCGUUGUCAUGAUACGUAGAAGCAACACACAUACCCUAGCGUCAAAUGCCAGGUUAGUUUUGGUCAGGCAGAGUAACAGGUUAUUGUCAAAGCAGGAAAAAUACUGUGAUUUAAUGGUAGCAUGAGAAUACUAUUAUGGAUUUGUAAUUGACAAUAAUGAAUGACAAACACUUACCUAAGCAAAACCUUGCAGAGUACUUGCUCACUAAUGUAUAAAUCAUCAGUGAAACGAAAAAUAGACCACAGACAAUAAAUGAUAAUGUAUAUAAUAAUAAUAGUAUACAUUGAAUUGGUACAUUACAUCAUAUUAUUAGAGUAUGUUGUUAUGUACUUAAUCGACUAAUUUUGAAGGGAUUAAAGAUAUGAUCGCUUGUUUAUCUCCAGGAAAAAAAUUAUACAUAAUAUUAGUAGCACUUUUGUUUGCCAUACACUGAUCAACUAUCUUGUCAAUUAAGAUGCUGAGUUGCUAAUUCUGUCACAGUCUUCUCUUGUUUUCUUCCUGGUCAUGAGUGUUUCCUAAUGCAGCAGCAGUGCUGAAUGCAGUGCUUCAAGGAGCAGUAUCAGCAGCAUGUAACAUUUAUAUCCAAUUUAUAUUAUGAUUUUGUCUUCUUGUUCAUUGUAAACACAUCCCUGUAUGCAAGAUCAACUAUUUCCUCUCGACAGAAUAUAUUCAGGCAUGCACAGUGCACAGUGCCCUGUUUCAUGCUUGAAGUCAACUCUUCCAGUAGGGCAGUUUUGUGCACACAACACAGUGUGGCUAUCGGUGUGAGUUAAACACAGGGAAAGGCUGUUACUGAUGAGGGUGGGCAGGUCUGCUGCUGCUGCUGCUGCUACUGCUGUCACCUUAGUCUGUCAAGUGAGACUGAUACACUCACCCAGCCAUACAUGAACAAGAGAUGCAACUCUUUCCAGCUAUUAAGAACCAUAUCUGGAAAUACCCCCAUACUCUUAUUGGUUAACAGUUUAAGUGCAGAUUCUAUAUAAUUACUCGUGUACAUUUUAUUUGUAUUUUGUAUAUAUAUUUUUGUAUCAUUGUAUCAUAGUGUGUUUUUAUAGCAGUCAUUAAGGAGAUACAUUUUUAUCUUCAUUUUUUUUUUUUCUUAUUUUCUUUUUUCUCCUAUAUGCUUAUCAGGGAAUCAUGAGACACUAGCAGAUGAUGAUAACAAUGCUUGGCUUUCCAUGUCAGCUUUGUAGUUAAUCCCUGGUAAAUGAUGUAUUAAUAUUAUUAUAUCAGUAAUAAAAAUGCAAUGUCCGUU
Portunus trituberculatus (swimming crab) is the source of this 5914-nucleotide messenger RNA. RefSeq names its product formin-binding protein 1 homolog (gene Cip4). The record is from RefSeq and is a predicted model, not a curated record. The transcript has 14 exons. Gene Ontology annotation, molecular function: protein binding. NCBI's taxonomy places the organism in Eukaryota, Metazoa, Arthropoda, Malacostraca, Decapoda, Portunidae. Gene Ontology annotation, biological process: signal transduction. The coding region runs from base 785 to 2815 and encodes 676 amino acids.